AUGCCUUCCGUUACACUACCCACCAUUGCUGUUUCUGAGAGCUCGAAGGCUUCCAAGAGUAGUAUCCCGGUUGUCACUGUCCAACAAUCUGGCAAACGGGACAUCAUUAUAUUUUCUGAUUUUGAUGGUACUAUAUUCAUGCAAGAUACUGGACAUGUCCUCUUCGACCACCAUGGAUGUGGUUUGGCCCGGAGAGAACAGCUCGACGAAGAGAUCAGGACCGGUGCUCGAUCAUUCCGUGCUGUUUCAGAAGACAUGUGGGCUAGUCUUAAUGUCCCCUUCGAAGACGGUUUCACAAUCAUGAAGCAAAAGCUUGAGAUUGACCCGGAUUUCGACGAGUUCCACAAGUAUUGCAUUUCGAAUGGUAUUCCAUUCAACGUCAUCUCAGCUGGUCUGAAGCCCAUCUUAAGAAAGGUUCUUGAUGUCUUUUUGGGAGAAACACAGUCUGCGCACAUCGAUAUCGUAGCCAACGAUGCACAGAUUUCUCCCGAUGGUAGCGAAUGGAAGCCUAUCUGGCGUCACGAUAACGAACUCGGUCACGAUAAGGCUGCCUCACUUCAAGAAUACAAGGCAAUCGCUUCCUCAGAGAGUGAAGACGGUUCCGUUCCACUGAUCGUUUUCGUCGGCGACGGUGUUUCGGAUCUCCCAGCUGCCCGUGAGGCCGAUGUGCUAUUCGCUCGUCGUGGCCUCAGGCUCGAGGAAUACUGCAUCGAGAAUAAAAUUUCUUAUUUCCCCUUCGAUACUUUCGCCGAAAUUCAAACUGAGUUGGCGAGGUUGGUCCAAGAAGACCAAGAAAUCACACACGGAUCAGGAAAACCAGUCCAGUACAACCCAAGAGCCAACUUUUGGCGCCGAGCAUCCAGCAAGAAGGCUGUGCCGACUUUGAGCUCCAUCCAGGCGACAACCCCCGCUACUGGCAAUACCUUUCUCCCUGAGACUUAUGCCCCCCAGGCAACAUUGGUCUCUUAA
Messenger RNA from Orbilia oligospora ATCC 24927, 969 nucleotides. RefSeq lists its product as uncharacterized. Lineage: Eukaryota; Fungi; Ascomycota; Orbiliomycetes; Orbiliales; Orbiliaceae. The transcript is spliced from 3 exons. The record is from RefSeq and is a predicted model, not a curated record. The coding region runs from base 1 to 969 and encodes 322 amino acids. Gene Ontology annotation, molecular function: phosphatase activity.